Molecule: messenger RNA, 2943 nt
Organism: Plasmodium gaboni
Lineage: Eukaryota; Apicomplexa; Aconoidasida; Haemosporida; Plasmodiidae
Exons: 2
Coding region: 1-2943 (980 amino acids)
Source: RefSeq, a predicted model, not a curated record
AUGAAUUACGAUAUAUGUGAUAGCUUUGAAAAUAAAAAGAAACCCUCAAGUUAUUUACUCGAGACGAAUGAAGUUAAAAAAUUAAUGAUUAAUGAAGGUGAGGAUAUGAACAAUUUUAUAAUAAAGAAUAAAAUAGAUUUGACAAAAGAAAAAAAUGAGAAUAUUAAGAAUAUGAAAAGAUUGAUUUUAAAACACCCAGAUAUAUUUGUAAAAACAUCGAUAGUUUCUAGGGAAUUAAAAAAGAACAUAGAAGAGAAUGAACAUAUUUUUGAUGAUAUAAAAAAGUGUUAUGAGUAUAUGAAAGGAAUAUUUGAGAGUGAUGAAUUUGUUGAGUAUGUAAAGGAAUUAAAAUAUGUAUGUGAUAAUAAAAAUGUGGAUAACAUCCACAUUGAUGAUAAUAAUAAUAAUAAUGUGGAUAACAUCCACCUUGAUGAUAAUAAUAAUAAUAAUGUGGAUGUUAUCCACAUUGAUCAUAAGAUAGAAUUUUUUUAUGAUAAUAUUAAUAAUUCUAGUGAUAGUAACGAUUUUUUGAAUAAUAUAAGAUUUAUAUUAUAUAUUCCUUUCAUGCUUUAUAAGAACAAUGAAAAGAAUAACUUUAAAGUGUGCAUGGAAUAUAUAAAAAUGAGUAUAUAUAUAAACAUGUUUUUAAAUAAAUAUUAUAAAUAUAUGAAUAACAAAAAUAUUGAUUUAUUGAAUUAUUUAAAGUCAUAUCAAAAAAGUGUGAUGAAACAUGUUGAAAAAAUUAAAGAAAACAUAUAUAAUGUAAUUAUGAAAUGUGAUUCUAUAGAAACUUUAAAAGAAUGUCUAUUAUAUAUAUGUGUUGUGUAUGAUUAUUAUAAGUUAUAUAAAGAAAAAGAUGAUGAUAUAGAUUCUAUAAAAAAUGUGGAAAUAAAUGUUGAUAAAAAAAAUGUAUUAAAUAAUAAUAUGUGUGAUUAUAAAAAUAUAUAUGUUAAUGAUAAAAAAUAUAAUAUUAAAACUACUGAAUAUAAUAAUGAAUAUAUAAAAAAUACAUUUCUUAUGAUCAAACAUUAUAAUAUUAUAAUAUCUGCUAAAGAAUAUAUAGAAAAACAUACGAACAAUAUGAAUGAUUAUAUUAAUCUUUAUGAUAUAAUAAACUUUUUUCAAACACAAAUAAGUAAAUUAAAAAAUAUCUAUGAAUUAAUAUUUAGUGAUAUGGAUAAUUAUUUAUAUAAACAUAUAAUAUAUAUAUAUUACUUUUGUUUUUGUCUUAUAAAUAUAAAAAUAAAAAAUAAUAAUUUUGUAACCCUUGAUGCAUUCCAUUCUAUGAAAAAAAAUGAUUUAUAUAUAUUAAACAAAAUGAAUCAACAUGUAUUAAAUAAUAAAAAAAGUAAUGAUCAUAUUAAUAAUUAUUAUAAUGAUCAUAUUAAUAAUUAUUAUAAUGAUCAUGAUCUCUUGCAUUCUGAAGAUUAUAUGCAGAACAUAAAAAAUAUCUCAUAUGGUUGUCAGUCGGGUGAGCAAAAUUUUUUUUUCAAUACUUCUGGUCUAGUGCAGACAAAAGAUGAAAAUGUAGAAGUCAAAGAAAAUAAAAAUGAAAAUAUAAACAAUAUAAAUAAUAUAAAUAAUAUAUAUAAUAUAUAUAAUAUAUAUAUGCCUAAUAACAAAAUUAAUGAACAAAAAUCUUGUAAUACAUUUCAUGCAGAUAUCCCCUUUAAUAAUAUUAAAUAUCCUUUUGUAAAUAUUAAUAGCUGUAUAUUUAAUUAUAUGCAUUAUCAUGUCAUUUUAAAAGAAAGUAAAGAAAUAAACGGAAUAGAUCUAAUAAGUGACACAUAUGAGUGUGAUGAAGAAGGUGCAAAUAAUAAUAAAAAAUAUAUUUAUAGUAAUAUUAAUAAAUCUUCCAAUCAUUAUAGUAAAGACGAACAUGCCAAUAAUGUAUCGAAAAAAAAAAAAAAAAAAAAAAGUAACACAUCAUACUUAGAUUAUCAUAUAAAUGAAAAAAGUAAUAUGUUUGGAACAUAUUCUUAUGAAAAUAAGGAUGUGCUAAAAAAUCAUAAUAACUUUAUUAAUAUAUUAUAUGAAGAAGAAAGAAAAAAGAAAAAGAAAAUAAAGAAAGCAAAUUAUAAUAAUGAAGAAAAUCAUUAUAGAUGUAAAUAUAAUGAAAUAAAAAAAAAAUGUUUGAAUGAAUAUAUAUCAAUUCAGAAUAUCAUAAGUAACUAUAAAAUUAAAGAAUCCAUAUUAAAUUUAUUUGAAUAUAGAAAAAAAGUUGAAAAAAAUAAAUCAUAUGAAUCAAAAAUAUAUGAACAAUUAGAUGUUUCAAUAAUAUUUCCAAACAUUUUAAAUAAAUUAUUUCUUGUAUAUAUUAAUAAUUUUUUACAAAAAAAUAAUUUUUUUUUUCUUCAAAAUGUAUUAUUAUUAUUUUCAGAUAUCCAAACAAAAAUUCAAAAUAAAAAAACUACAAUAAAUGAUACAAAACAGAUUAUUAAUAUUUUAUAUGAACAUAUAAAAGAUGAAAAAAAUAGAUUGAAUCAUAUAUAUCAUGAUGAUUUCUUUUCUUUUAUUAAUUUCAAUAAAUUAAAUCAAGAAAAACAAAAUAAUAUAAAAAUUAAUAUAGAUAUAUUUAAAGACAAUAUAUAUAUGGAAAAAAUAAGUACAUAUUAUAAAUAUCCAUUUUUAAUUACUUAUUUUUAUAAUCUUCUUUUUCUAUUAAAAAAUAUAAAAUGUUAUAUAGAUAAAUCUUUAUCUUAUAUAAUCAUAAAUUUAUUUGAAUAUUCAUAUAAACAUUUAAUACAUACAAUUAUUCUAAUAUUUAUAAGAAAUCAAAAUAUCUUCUUUACAUCAUCGGUAUUACAAUAUAUAUUACAAUUUUUUUUUUUAUUAAUAUUUCCUUUUUCUUUUUAUUUUCUCUCGUGUAUAUUUAAAUCCGACUUUACCUCUACAACGGAAAAAAUCUUUAAGGUACUAUCUAGCUAUGGGACGUCCAUAUGA